UCAGUCUAGCCGUGUGCCGUGUGGAGUGCAGUUGCAUUGUACCUUGUUCGAGAUCCAUUUUUCCGGAUUCCAUAUUUUUAGACCGAAGAUGUUUGUAAUUCUAUUAGCGUUUCUAGCUCUCGGUAUGCUAUGUCGCACUGCUCCAGUAGACAUCACUUCGAACAAAACUACAAUUGGUGACAUUGGGGCGUUUUUCGAACAUGCGUUCAGUGACCUAACAGGAGCAGUAAUAGAUCAAAAAGCCCAGAAUUCCACGCAGCACCUUCAAUCGUCGGACGGUAACAUUCAAGCCCACGUUGAACCAUUGAAUUUUGCUUCACUGCAGUCGAUAAUCUUCAAUCCUAAUCACCAUCAAUUGAUUAUAAAGAACAAGACUGUUCUCUAUAACAAUGGUAGUACUGAAGUAGAACAAAUUAAGGUCAGCUUAAGCACAGCAGCAACUAGUGGUUUAGAAACAAGCACUGUUGCAAUAGUAGAUACAACAAAAAAUAGUGCAUCUGAAAUAACUACUUCCAAUAGCAUUGGGUCAACAGAUUCUACUGCUAAUAGUAGAACUGACAAUAGUUUUAAAAGUAGUACUACACCCAGUGUAGUUUUAACUUCCGUGAGUAGCCUUGCGACAAAUCCAAUCAUUUCAACGACUACUAGUACAAGCAUCGCAUCUAUAACGGUAGAUAACGCUUCAGAAAUAAAAGAAAAAAUCAAAGAAAUAGAAGCCGAUCCCGUCAUUCUGUCUGUCAUUGUUUAGUUGAUAUUAAAAUAUACAGAUCAAAUAAAUAAAGCUUUUAUUAGAACAAAAUAUACGAAGAAAUGAUAUAAAAGUCUAAAA
Malaya genurostris is the source of this 829-nucleotide messenger RNA. RefSeq lists its product as uncharacterized. The transcript is spliced from 2 exons. NCBI's taxonomy places the organism in Eukaryota, Metazoa, Arthropoda, Insecta, Diptera, Culicidae. The coding region runs from base 89 to 748 and encodes 219 amino acids. The record is from RefSeq and is a predicted model, not a curated record.